GACUCGUCAUCAGACGGUUGGGUAAAUUUUUUCUCUCGUUUGUUGCGCUGCUCUUGUAUUAUUUUCGUGAGAGUGUGUGAGUGAGUGUAUAUGUGUGUCUGUGUCUGUUUGCUGCUUGUGACGCAUUCUUGUUUUGCAGCACAAAUCAACGGCAAAAACAAAGUUUAAACGGCGAUGCGAACAUAAUAAACGAAUGAAAGAGGCGUUGAUAAUUGUACAGAGAAAUAAUAUUCAAUGACACAAGAAUAGUGUUUGCAAAUACGCUUAAAUUAAAUAAAGAAAUGAAACAAGUGCAAUAUUACAAGAUCAAAUAAAAAAAGUAAGUCGCCGAACACAGCAGCAAGCAGAACAAGAACAGCAAGCGAAACAGAAACAGAAACUGAAACAGAACAGCAGCUACAGCAAACAGCAGAAGAAAUAAAAGAAAAAAGCAAAGCGACGGCUUCAAAUUGGACAUGUCAUGUCAGCAAGCGUCAAGAUUCAUUACGACAACAACAGCAGCAGCAGCAACAGUCACAGCAACAACAGCAAAAAGCACAGCAGCAGCCACAAAGCGCAUUGCAACACAGCAAUCACUUGCAAGCGCAGCAGCAGCCGCAACAACAACUGCAACAACAAUCACAGUAGGAGCUAAAUUAGCAGCAAAAACGACGCCAACGGUGACACUGUUGGAUGGGGAGAGCGUUGGCGUUGUGGCAGCCGGCAAAACGAAUACGCCUGAGGAUCCGUAUGUAUUCACAGAGACCGUCGCAGCGACACCGCCAAUUUUAUUUAAUGCACAGAAAUCGCGAGCCCGCUUAAACGAAGCGCAGCACAACAGUAGAAACAACAACAACAACGGCAGCAACAGGCAAACUGUUGCAGGCAAAAAGUCGAGCAUUGUUGGUGCAACAGCAGCGUCGAUUGCGCAGUUGAAUGGCACUGCAACAGCAACAACAACGGCAGCAACAGCGAGAGCAACAGCCGCAACAGCAGCAGCAACAGCAAAGGCGCAGGCGUCUUCAGCAGUAACCACAGCAGCAGCAGCAGCAGCAACAACUACAACGAAUUUCAAUAAUGUCACACAAUCUCAAAGGCAGCCAACGUCGCAGUCACAGCUGCAGCUGCAAUUGCAGUCCACGCUGCAGUUGCAGCCGCAAGCGUCGCCGAAACGCGCCACCAAUGUUUGCGUGGUGCGUCCACAACAGCAACAGAUGCAGCAGCAGCAGCAACAGCAACAACUGAAGCAACAGCAGGCGAAAUUGACGACAAAGCAUCAUGCACCGCAUCCACCACCGCCGCCGCCGCCGCUUUACACGCACACACCCUCGCUGUGGCAAACGCCACUUUUAUUGGAUACCACACAGCAGCAGAAGCAGCAGCCACAACAGCAGCAACAACAGACGAACCUCGUCGUUGCCACUGCGCUGGUCAGUCCGCCCAUAUCGCCCGCCUCGUUACCCUCGCCCACAGCGAAUGCAGCACCGCCGACCGCAGCUGUGACCGCCAUGGUGUCGCCCAUUGUGCUGCCACCAGCUGCUGCAGUUGUAGCUGCUGCUGUUGGCGCAAUGUCGCCGCCCAAGGGUGCUUCACUGCCGCCGUCCAAGUUUCAUCAUACGACGCUGGCGCAGCAUUUGCAAAAGGUCGAGUGCCUCAAGAAGAAGAAAUCCUUGCCACUGGCCUGCCAGAACUCCAAUAAUAUUAACAACAACAAUAACAACAACAUUAUUGUCGAGACGCUGCAGAAGCGACAAACAUUUGGAGGUUACAAUCUAACGCAUCCGCCACCGCUGACGGCAUUCAACAGCAACUCAGCAGCGACAACAACAACAAUAACAACACCAACAGUUGUUGGAGAGAAGAAACAUUCCGCCGAGGCUGUCGAUGACAACAGCAGCGAUCUCAACGAGAUUCCAGUCAAUGUCAUCUUUCGGAAGCCGCCUGGCCCCGUGCUUUUGCCCGGUCCUGCCACACAACAGACGCCGCCACGUCCAGGAGUAGCAACAGACGCUAAGAUUGCAGCACAAACAUCCAUGAUGAAGCUGGGUGCUGUGACGCCACUUACGCCGCCAACUCCGCCAUCGCCCGCAAACGCAUCCGCAAUGUCAGCGCCACUGUUGCUGCCCAGCUUGGGCGGAGUGACUGUGGCAGCUGCUGCAGCUCAACCCGCGCCACCUCCUGCCACAUCUGCAGCGGCAGCAGCCGUGCAAAAUGAACAAAUGUCUUCCAAAGUUGCCAAUUCCGCGCCGAAGCGUCGCGCCCCCGCUGCCAACGCCGGCUGUCGAAAAGGCAACAAAACCAGCGUCAAGACAACGGAGCUUCCGUUGUCGUUACCGCAGCCGCUGCCGCUGGCAGCCGUGCAACAGCCAGAGGAGUUGCAACCGCCAGCAGAGCCAGCGUCACGUCGCCGCAAGCAGCCGGCAACGGCAAACAAGCGCCAGGCAGUUGGUCUGAUUAGCGAGAACGAACCGUUGCCGCUCGAUGAUGUGCCCUAUUGCCUGCAGACACGUUGGCUGCAUGACGGCAGUGGCAAGGAUCUGGCCUUGGACGCUACACAAUCGAUGUGUCAGCAGGGAAAUCGUGAUCGCGAGGAACGCAUUGCUGUGCGCAAAGGUUUGCUACGACGACAGGCGUUGCAGCUGCUCUCGACACGGCCGCUGCAGGAGCUGCCGAUGCGAGCGGCACGCCAACGGUUGCAGGGCAUACAGACGCUGCUGGUCAAGUACCAGGAUCAUGCGAAUCAACAGCAGGGCAUCGGAAUUGGUAAUCGCUGUCUGGUGAAUGGCUGUAAGCAGCCCACGCUCAGCAUGGCGGCGCAUUGUGAGAGUCACAUUGUCAACAAUAGCACACAGAAGCUGUUCCAGCCUUGCGUGGCUUGGCGCGUCAAUGGCUCCGCUUGCCAGGCACCCGUCUUUGACAUGCUACACACGUUGGCCCUGUGCUCGGCGCACAGCCAUUUGCGUCCUGGCCUCGAGCAACAAUCGCGCCAACAGUUGCCACAGCAGCCCAAAGGAGACAAGGCGCUGGUGCAGCAGUUGACACGACCUCCGCCUACUCCUGCCGUUCCCGGUCCUGUGCCGGCCUACGCUUUGACUGCAGCCGCAGCAACAGCGGCGGCCACCGCUGGCAAGCGUAAGCGCAAAACGAAUCCCAAUGCCAAUCCGGUGGGACGUCCGCUUAAGCGAGCCAAGAAGCAGCCGGACGCAACUACAACAACAACAGGAGCAGGAACAACAGCAAACAACGCGCCCGCCACAUUGCCCACUGUCAUGGGCAUGACAACGUUGCCGCCGAUGUCGGCUGUAAUGCAACGCAAGAGCAGCACCACAUCGUUGGAAUCGAUUGCCAGCAACUCGCAGUCGUCGGCCAAGUCGCACUCGGCGCUGCAGCCCUACACGCCCACAGCGCCUGUGCUGACGAUGCCGCAGCUGUCUAUCAUACCGCCAGCGCUGGCGCCGCUCAGCGACUAUCAGCUGCAGCAGCAGCAGCUGGCCAAGUUGGAACCCGAGCACCAGCAAUUGGAUGCCAAUUUGUUGGCAAACACCAAUUUCAAGGCGGAUGAGAUUAGCCAAAUUGUGGCACAGCUGGCGGCAGCCGGCAACGAGUUGCACCACAACAACAACAAUAAUAAUAACUUGCAUUACAAUAACAACAUGAGCUACUGCAGCAACAACAACAGCAACAGUGGCAGCAGCAGCAUCAGCUGCGGUUUCCCCUCAUUUAAUGCAGCCUUUGGCAAUGCCAUGGGAACGGGAGCAGGUCAAGGACAUCAGCAUCAACAGCAGCACCAGCAGCUGGCAACAUCGCUGCAUGCCAACACUUCGCUGGCCAGCACAGAGAGUCUGCUGAGCCAACAAAUCUUUGGUAUUUGUGAGAACAGUUCGGCCUAUGCCAGCUCCGAGGAUACGGGCCUAGGUGGUCUGUCCGAGUCGGAGCUGAUAGGCGCGAAUGAUGCUGACGAUAUCGCAUUGAAUGGUGCCCAUUUGCUGGAGGAGCAUGAUUUGGUAAAUGUGUUUGAUACGCUGCCGGAGGAUGCGUUCAACGAGUUAUUUCAAUCCGUGCAACAAGACGAAUGCGAGGCGAUGGAUCGCGCACUCGAAAUUGCCGAUAAGAACCUCAAGUGUCUGCAGCAGACAAUCGGAGGCACGGCACAUGACAGCGCAUUCCUUAACGAUUUCCUCGACGUGGGCGAUGAUCUGCUCGUGAACGCUGUGAUGAACUCACCCAACACAUCCGGCAUCGAUACCUCCACGCUCUUUAUCGAUAGCAGCGGCAGUGGCAGUGGUAUCAGCAGCACCAAUGGCCCUGCCGGCUCCAGUUCCGCAGCCUCUGUGGCGGAUAUCCGUGGCCUGGUGCAUAUCUAAGCCAGCUCCUCCUAACACACACACACACACAAGUAAACACACGCUUCAAGGCGACGCAGCUCGUUAAACAAAAGGUCUUUUGAAAAAAAAACAAACAACACAAAAUCAAAACUUAGAAAAUUUAAAACAAGAAAAACAAUCUAUCUUCACUUCUCAACGCAAGUUGAACAUCUUUUUAAUGCCGAUUGUUUUUCAAUUUUGUCAAGUUUUCCUUUUUAGUUUUUUUGCCGUCGGAUUCACAGACCCGAUUUCUUGUCUUGAAUACCCUUCUAUAUAUACUACUUAAUGUGUAUGAAAUGUACACACACGACAUGCAUAUAUAAAAAGGAUGAAUCAUUUAAUAACUACGUGUUAAUGCAAAAAUUCUGAAAAAAAAUUCCCAAAAAAUAAACUAAAAACACAAAAAUUACAAAAAAAAAUUAUAUAUAUAAACGCAAAAAAAUUAUUUGUAAAUUCGCGUGAAACUUUAGCGUUAACAGUCUUAACUUAUAUUUAAAAGUUAGUGCAACAAAUGAAACGAAAAACAAACAACAAAAAAAACAUAAAAACAAUUAUGAAAGAAAUUUAGAUUGCAG
Drosophila albomicans is the source of this 4918-nucleotide messenger RNA. RefSeq lists its product as uncharacterized. NCBI's taxonomy places the organism in Eukaryota, Metazoa, Arthropoda, Insecta, Diptera, Drosophilidae. The record is from RefSeq and is a predicted model, not a curated record. Gene Ontology annotation, cellular component: nucleus.